Molecule: messenger RNA, 1108 nt
Organism: Telopea speciosissima
Lineage: Eukaryota; Viridiplantae; Streptophyta; Magnoliopsida; Proteales; Proteaceae
Product: mitochondrial succinate-fumarate transporter 1-like
Exons: 2
Coding region: 85-1023 (312 amino acids)
Biological process (GO): succinate transport; fumarate transport
Source: RefSeq, a predicted model, not a curated record
AGAGAGAGAGAGAGAGAGAGAGAACGAAGACGGAGAUAACUCAUUUCUUCGUCUUCGCCCUCUUCACCCUGGAAAGCGUUAAAGAUGGCAGAAGAGCAAAAGUCGAAUCAGAAGCGUAAGAAAUCGAUCCCGCCGUACAUGAAGGCGGUCUCAGGUUCGAUCGGAGGAAUCGUCGAAGCAUGUUGUCUGCAACCGAUCGACGUUAUGAAGACGAGGUUGCAGCUCGACAGGUCCGGUGCUUACAAGGGAAUUCUUCACUGCGGCACCACCAUUGUUCGGACCGAAGGUGUGCGAGCUCUGUGGAAAGGUUUGACUCCCUUCGCCACUCAUCUCACUCUCAAGUAUUCUCUUCGAAUGGGCUCCAACGCCCUGCUUCAAGCUGCUUUCAAGGAUUCUCAGACUGGCAAUCUCAGUAAUCAAGGACGGUUGCUUGCUGGUUUCUGUGCUGGGGUCCUCGAAGCCCUCGUUAUUGUUACUCCAUUUGAGGUGGUGAAGAUUAGACUGCAACAACAGAAAGGGCUGAGCGCUGAGCUUCUAAAAUACAAGGGUCCUAUACAGUGUGCUCGAAUGAUCAUCCAUGAGGAAGGCCUCUUGGGGCUCUGGUCUGGUGCUGCUCCCACUGUCAUGCGUAAUGGGAUAAACCAGGCUGCCAUGUUCACAGCAAAGAAUGCAUUUGAUGUAGUCCUUUGGAGCAAACAUGAAGGAGAUGGAAAGGUCCUCCAACCAUGGCAAUCCAUGGUGUCAGGGUUCAUGGCAGGAACUGUAGGUCCAAUAUGCACGGGCCCCUUUGAUGUAGUGAAGACAAGGCUUAUGGCUCAGAGCCGAUCAGGGGACGGGGUAAAGUACAAGGGCAUGUUCCAUGCAAUCAGAACUAUUGGUGCAGAAGAAGGUGUGGUUGCAUUGUGGAAAGGAUUGCUUCCUAGGCUUAUGAGGAUACCCCCUGGUCAGGCCAUCAUGUGGGCAGUGGCUGACCAAGUGACGGGCUUCUAUGAGCGGAGAUACAUAAACAAUGCACCCUUAUAGGCACAACAUUUAUUGUUCGUUUCUUCUUCUUCUUCCUCCGGACAAUUCAUUUAUCUAACAGAGAGCCAUGUAUUCUUUCUUUUUC